Clavispora lusitaniae ATCC 42720 is the source of this 1392-nucleotide messenger RNA. RefSeq names its product Frp1p (gene FRP1). NCBI's taxonomy places the organism in Eukaryota, Fungi, Ascomycota, Pichiomycetes, Serinales, Metschnikowiaceae. Gene Ontology annotation, molecular function: ferric-chelate reductase activity. Gene Ontology annotation, biological process: copper ion import; intracellular iron ion homeostasis; iron ion transport. Gene Ontology annotation, cellular component: plasma membrane. The record is from RefSeq and is a predicted model, not a curated record.
AUGGCUGUCAACUUCGCUGACCAGUACUUCGUUGAGAAGAGCAGGGGGUACAAGUACCAAUACCUGGCAAUGGCACUAUCCUUUUUAGUACCUUUGUUUCAUGGAAUCUUAUUUUUUUGGAUUCCCUGGGGUCUUCGUCAUUUGAGAGACACAAGCGGCUUGAGGUUCAAACCGUAUUUUACAUUCAUAAAGUGCUUUGACUCUAUGAACAGAGUUUUCAAAAUCAGAUUCUUCGGGAAAGAUUAUUACUAUCAACCAAGUCUAUUAAUUGUGAUUCUUGCCCACCUUGCAAUCAAUGUCGAGUUUUGUUUCUUGCAAACCAAAGACCUCACCAACUUCCCAUUUUACUACACUGUCGGCAAAAGAUUCGGAAGAUUAGCAGUAGCAAAUCUUCCUUGCAUUUUAUUGCUUGUUGCUCAUGGAAAUAUCAUUUCCGCCUUAUCGGGACUUCCCCUUGACAAGACUGUCUUCUUCCAUAAGUAUCUUGGAAGGAUGAUGUUUGUAUUCACUACCAUUCACAUGGUGAUCUCAUUGAAAUACUGGCUAGACUUGAAAUUUUACAUUAUGGUACAAAUUCCUCCCCAAAUAUUUGGUUUCAUAUCAUACAGCUGCUUGGGCAUGUUAAACGUUGCUUCUUUCCGUUUCAUCAGAAAUUUUGCUUUUGAUUUCUUUUUAGUUGAGCAUAGAAUUUUCAACUUCAUUAUGCUUUUGUUUGCUUACUUCCAUAACGGCGCCAACCACCUCCUUGUUCUUCUCGGUGUGCACCUUGUCGUUCUAGACAGAAUUGUUGCAAGAGUCAUGGGAAUUUUACACAAGAGAAAGGGACCAACUAAAGGAAUCUCUGACUUUGAAAUAUUGGACGAGACAACCUUAAGAAUCACCAUACCCAUCAAGGUAUUCGAUUCUGACCAAAGGAAGUGGUGGUGGUGUAUUGUACCCAGGUACGGAAAUUGGAGAGCUGGUCAACAUAUUCUUUUGAAUGUUUCCAAGGUCUCCCUCUUCCAAUACCACCCUUUCACUAUAGCAAGCUUGUCAGAUUCUGGAAAAAUGGUUAUAUUGAUGAAAGUAAGGAAAGGGUUCACUAGGAAAUUGAAAUUGAAACUACUCAAGAUGAAAGAAGAAAAAUCCAAAGAGGACGAAGAGUCAAUUGGGGAAUUGACCGAUAUUUCAAGCACAGGGAUUGUAGAGGUGGAAUCAGAGUCCCUGUCUCAGGCAGAAAACGAAUCGGCAAACUCUAAAAGUCUUUUAGUGAAGGAAACUACUUGUGAAAUCGAAGAAUUGAAUCCUUCAGAAUCAGCAAUAAAAGAGAUACUCACAGAUUUCCCCAAACCUCAAAUAUUGACCUUGUUCCUGGUAUCAAUGGUCCUGUCGGAGGAAACUACCAACCUUUGA